Cavia porcellus (domestic guinea pig) is the source of this 4449-nucleotide messenger RNA. RefSeq names its product angel homolog 1 (gene Angel1). Gene Ontology annotation, molecular function: 3'-5'-RNA exonuclease activity. The transcript has 10 exons. NCBI's taxonomy places the organism in Eukaryota, Metazoa, Chordata, Mammalia, Rodentia, Caviidae. The coding region runs from base 33 to 2063 and encodes 676 amino acids. The record is from RefSeq and is a predicted model, not a curated record.
CCCCUUCCUCUUUUUAGCCCUUUUGUAUUAAGAUGUAUCCAGCAGGUCCAGGAUCCGGCGACUCCCCAGAGGGUUUCCCUGAACAACCAAGGCUCCAGCCACAAAUUGGAAAUCACGCUGAAAAUGCUUUCUUCACAUGUCGAAAAAAUGCCCUUCUGGCGAAGAGCUCGUCCCCCCAGGUAGAGGGUAACUUUGCCAUGGCCCCUCGGGGCCUUGACCAGGAGGAGUGUGAGGGCCUGCUGCAGCAGUGGCGAGAAGAAGGGUCGAGCCAGGUGCUGUCAACUGUGAGUGAGGAUCCUCUUGCAGAUAAGGCACUAGCCCAGAGCAGCUUGGCAUUCCUGAUGGAUAAUCCUGGAGAACAGGAUGCUGCUUCAGAGGACAAGUGGUCCAGCAGGCAGCUGAGUGACCUUCGGGCAGCAGAGACCCUGGAGGAGCCUUUUCCUCAGGUGCUAGGAGAGGUGCCAGUGUCAGAGGUCGAGGCCCCUUUGUGGGCAGCUGUGCCUGUGCAGACAGGCUCCCAGUAUGCAGACUGUGCUGUCCUCCCAGUUGGUGCCCUGGCUACAGAGCAGUGGGAAGAGGACCCUGCAGUGGUGGCCUGGAGCCUAGCACCCGAGCCAGUGGCCCAGCAAGAGAAUUCCAUUUGGUCCUUUGAAGGCUUGGGGCAGUUGCAGCCUCCCCCGAUGGAAAUACCAUACCAUGAAAUCUUGUGGCGAGAAUGGGAGGAUUUCUCCACCCAGCCAGAUGCUCAGGGUCUGGAGGCAGGCGAUGGCCCUCAGUUCCAGUUCACUCUGAUGUCUUAUAAUAUCCUGGCCCAGGACCUGAUGCAGCAGAGCUCAGAGCUCUAUCUGCACUGCCAUCCGGACAUCCUCAGUUGGAACUAUCGCUUUGCAAACCUCAUGCAGGAAUUCCAGCACUGGGACCCUGAUAUCCUGUGUCUCCAGGAAGUCCAGGAAGACCAUUACUGGGAGCAGCUGGAGCCGGCUCUGCGAAUGAUGGGCUUUACCUGUUUUUACAAGAGGAGGACUGGGUGUAAGAUGGAUGGCUGUGCUGUCUGCUACAAGCCCACCAGAUUUCGUCUGCUCUGUGCCAGCCCUGUGGAGUACUUCCGGCCUGGCUUGGAGCUCCUCAAUCGGGACAAUGUGGGCUUAGUGUUGUUGCUACAGCCACUAGUCCCAGAAGGCCUGGGACAAGUCUCAGUGGCCCCCCUGUGUAUAGCAAAUACCCAUGUCCUGUACAACCCACGACGGGGUGAUGUCAAGCUGGCUCAGAUGGCCAUUCUCCUGGCUGAAGUGGACAAAGUGGCCAGGUUGUCAGAUGGCAGCCACUGUCCUAUCAUCUUGUGUGGGGACCUGAAUUCUGUCCCUAAUUCGCCUCUCUACAACUUCAUCAGAGACGGAGAGCUCCACUACAAUGGGAUGCCAGCCUGGAAGGUAUCUGGACAGGAAGACUUUUCCCAUCAGCUUUACCAGCGGAAGUUGCAGGCCCCACUGUGGCCUACCUCCCUGGGUAUCAAUGAUUGUUGUCAGUAUGUCAGCUCCUGUCACCCGAAAAGAUCAGAGAGGCGUAAGUAUGGCCGAGACUUCCUGCUACGUUUCCGCUUCUGCAGCAUCGCUUGUCAGCGACCAGUAGGAUUAGUUCUCAUGGAAGGAGUGACAGACACUAAGCCAGAACGACCUGCUGGUUGGUCUGAGUCUGUCGUUGAGGAAGACACGUCUGAGCUUGAGCCUGUCUUCCCCAGGACUGUAGGCACCAUCCAGCACUGCCUCCACCUGACUUCAGUGUAUACCCAUUUCCUGCCCCAGCAUGGCUGCCCAGAGGUCACCACAAUGCCCUUAGGUCUUGGAAUGACAGUGGAUUAUAUCUUUUUCUCAGAUGAGUCCUGUGAGAAUAGGAACAGAGCUGAUGACGGGCUGGUUCGAGAUGGAACUCUCAAACUGCUGGGCCGCCUCUCCCUCCUCUCUGAAGAGAUUCUCUGGGCUGCCAAUGGCUUGCCCAACCCCUUCUGCUCUUCAGACCAUCUCUGCCUGCUAGCCAGCUUCAGCAUGGAAGUCACCGCCCCGUGACAGCCCAGGGGAGAGAGCUUCUCUACUGGAAGAGCUCACUGGAUCAGUGACUGUGGAAAUGCCCUGCUGUGGAAACUCACGUCCCUCUUCUCAUUCCCUCCAGCGUGUCCACAUUCUCGCCUUCUGGUCCCUGCCCUGCCCCAGCCUCUUCCUGAUCCUGUACCACCUACUCAGUGGUCCUGGGAGAGGCAGAAGAAGCAGGGGUUCCCUCUUACCUUCAUGUACCUGGUGCUCCCCUGUAACUUUAAUUACCAGGGUUUGGGAGCUUUUGAUCUUAUUGGUUAUUUGCUUUCAGGCUGUCUCUUGGGGGUACCUUCUGACCCAAUCUUCCUCCUGUCUUUAUGACCUCUGGGCCCAGCCCCCUUGCCGGGAUGCACACAAGAUGUGUGUCCUCUUGGGCUGGGGCUACCACUUUCCACACGGAGCUGUGGGCCUAGGGAGGGUAAGAGCGUGGCCCUGUGGCUGGAUGUUGCCAGAAGGCAGCAGGGUGGGGGCCCUUUUCCUUUAUCCUUUGAGUUCCUCUAGUCACCUUCCUGCCAGCCAGGGAAAAUUGUUAUCUGGGUUCUGGGAAUGUACGGGCCUGGAAGCUGGGUGGGGGACAGUGCACCACCUGUUCAGGGAGCUCUUUGCCUCUGUCGCAGAGCUCCCCACAGUCCUGGCACAUCCCUUCCCCCAGGCUGCCCUGAGGGAGACAGAAGUUUGAAACGUUGUGUCAGGUUCAGUGGGCUGGGGCCCUGGUGUGAAGUUUAAAACUUCAAGGACUAGAAACUUGUCUCACUGGACUCUGCGGCAGGGAGUGAGGUAGAGCCCUGGCAGGAAAGACGCCGGUACGACUCACAGAGUAAGGGGCCGCCUGUCUUCCUGUGCACACCCAGGAAGCAGCGUUCUGCUCUUCCCUCCUCUUACCACUUUAGACCUUACCCACCUCCCUCUCCCCCAUCCCUUCCAUGCUCUCUGCAGAAAAUCUUGCCAGGUAGCUCAGGCCACACUUUCCCAGAAAAAUGGUGGCUUUGAGUGAAAUUAGUACUGAACUGUGGGUGGCAAUGCUUGAGGAUCGCUGUAUCCAACAAGGCCCAGGUGGUGUUUGCCUCUCUUUUCCCUCCGCUGACACAGUGCCCUGGUCCCCUCGGGGACCCCUAGCCUGUACCACGUUGUCUGCCUGCCUGCCUGCCUUAUUCUUUCAUUGCUGAGGAGUGGCCUGGGCUGCUCCUGGGCCAGCGCUUUCCCUCAGUCUCCCUUAACUCAGAGGAGCUGCUGGCUCUGAUCAGUUUGCCCUGCUGUUCUCCCCUCAGCCACCAGAUGAGGCUGGAGGGAGUGGCUAGCAGGCUGAACAGUGGGCUGGAGUUUAAUGUUCUUUCCUUCUUUUUUUUUUUUGAAAGCCAAUGACCCUACUUGAAUUGUGUAUUCCUGGUUGUAAGUUUUCCAUGCCUAGGUUUUGGGGGGUUUUCUGUGUGUGUAUAUUUUUUAGCUUUGUUUCUUGGGUCCUGGCAUGAGCCUGUCUGAGCCCCAGGCCUGUCAGACCAUACCCCACUGUUCACUUUGGCUCACGCUCUGUCUCUGGGCAUCUCCCGAGAUGGCCUCAAGGCAGUGUUCUCUUGGUCCCUAGGAUGAGGGGACACCACUGGUGUCUUUUACCUGAAAUGCAGGGUGAAAAACAGCCAAAGAUGGCAGGGGCCAGAGCUUGACUUUUCCUUGUUUUAUUUGUUUCUGUUUUGGAAAUGAAAUAGGGGUUUUAAAUGAACAUUUAAGCUGCACUCUGCAGUCUGCAGAACUGAGGCAACUUUUUCCAAAUAAAGGUUUACCUUUCCUCAUUGUUGAUCUUUUCAUUAGGACCUUGAAGAGACUGGGAUUUUGAGAGUGGUCUGGAAGAUGAGGUGGGCAGAGGCAGAAUUGAGGAGCUUUGGACUUUGGGGUGGGGUCUCAAGUAAGGCUACUGUAAUCUACCGCUGUUAAACUCCCUCUGCUGUAGGCCUGGAGGAACAGGAUUUGAGUGAAGCUUCCUGCCAUGGCUUUUCUGGGGUACCGCUCCCUUCUCUAGCCCUGUGUGAGCGGAGAGUGGCUCUAACCUCUUUUGUUAUUCCAUAUGCUGCCCACAGGCCUCAUGUGACCCAAACCACAUCUUGGGAGGAUCUAUUUGGAAAGUGGGGAAAGCUGUGUGUUUUCCUGGUCAGAGCUAUGGCAGCUGCAUGAGGCAGGAUGCAUGUGGCAGAUGCCUCUUGCUGAGUGUGUACUUCUGAUCAUCUGUUUUGCAUUCUGGAGCCAGAGCUGAGCUGGGGGCCAUCUGUCACUGGAAACAUUUCUCUUCUUUGCAAAGCCCACCUCUGCUGGUUAUUUUUGUCCUUUUCCAGCCUCCCUGUGCAAUAAAUUCAAGCAAGGUCGUGUGAAA